UCAAAGCGCUGCAGCAGUGGUGCCGGCAGCAGUGCGAGGGGUACCGCGACGUGAACAUCACCAACAUGACCACGUCGUUCCGUGACGGCCUGGCCUUCUGCGCCAUCCUGCACCGCCACAGACCUGACCUCAUCUACCAGGAAAGGAGGCAACUUGUGAAGGACAGGUUCUUGGGGGAGCGCUGAAGUCAGAGUUCGGGGGAGAACAGCUGUGAGGGAGCAAGUAUAGGGCACUGAGCCAGCCCAGGUGGGGCACCCGGCUCCUGGUUAUGCCCGGCAGGUUGGGGGAGUUCACCUGAACUGUAUCCCUGCUCCUCCCACCGGAAGGUGUGUGUGAAUCUCCACUUGCGGAUCCGGAAACAGGCAAGUGGGGCGGCUCCCUGCCCAGUCAGCUGCCCCGAGUGCCCCAGAGCUAUAGAGUCUCUGCAGGCAGCUCUCUAGGAUGCGUGCUGACAGGGUCUGUUUCUACCAUGAGCCACAGCUGCCAGCUGCCAGGUGACUCCAGAGCCACCCAGAGCAAACAGCCCCACCCUCCCCAAGCCUGAGAAGUGAACCUGUCAGGGCUGGCAGUGCUGCAGGGUGACCCCGGACCCCUUCCCCUUCUGGGCCUGACCAGGAACCACCCUUGGGCUCUCUGAGGCAGGCGGGAGCUGGGUGGAGGGAGUGGGCAGCCACCCCGCACCUGCCCAGGGGCCCUUCCGGUGGUCAGGAAACCCUACAGCCCUCCUCUGGGGAUCAAGGACGCAGGGUCCAUUUUCAGAACUUGGGGGGCCCUGGGGUUGUGCAGAUACCCCCUCCCCAGCCUCAGUCAUGUGGCGGGGUGGCCUGAACAUUCUCCAAGCCUCUCCAGCUCUGGAGGCCGGUGGCUGAGGCCAGAAGCAGCGGGUGACUGACCAAACCUUGCAGAGCCCUUGGGUGGUGGCACCCUGUCUGGCGGGACUCCCCCAGGGUCCCCAAGGCUCUAACUCGCCUGUGGCAGGGUCCCCAGGCCUCUCACUCACAUGGGAGGCCCUGCCUGGAAGCUUGAGAGGCUGCCCUCUCUCCCUCCCGGGCGUGGGCGCGCGGGGGUGGCUAUCGUGGCUGGGUGACCUCCUCCCCCUCCCACACAGGCCCUGUGGUCACAGGAAGCUGCCUGGGGACAGAGGCCUUCUGUUCCAGGCCUGAGGGCCUGCUGCCCAAGCCCCUGCUGCUGCCUUCCUGCCCGGGCUCUUCAGAAUGGCUCCCGCCCCUGGGGGCAGCCCUGGCCAGCGCUGGCCCUGAGGCCCAGCCCCGCUGCCGCCCAGUGCUGUUUGUCUCGGUGUCUCUCUGGGUUUUUGUUUCUGGAUCCCGCGAGGUGGGGGCCUCUCCGUCUGUCUGUCUGUCUGUCUCCCUCUGCCCCCAUCCUGGUAGGAUUAACUCCAGAUGUGCUGGAGGUUUCUGGAAGACACACAGCCGGGAUCUUUCCCUCCCUGUCCACCCUGCAUGGCUGCAUUUGUCCUGGGAAACAUGGGACCCGCCAUCUGGGAGCGGGAAAGGGGGUUGACAUUCCCAGAAGCCCUGCCCUCGGGUGCCGGAGUGGGAGCCAUCGCCUUCCCUGGUUGAACUUAACACUCUGUGGGGCCUUGGUGGCCUGCGGGAGGCAGGGUUGUGCCUUGAUCUGGCCAGGCUGGGCACACACUGGGCGUAGUUGGCAGACACGCGUGACUGGCCACUGUAGGCCCCGCGGACUCAUCUGUCCUGCCAGUGUUCAAAGAACCGACGAUGGCCGUGGAACCCCUACUCUGCAGACACGAGUGGACUCCUUCAUCAGCAAGCAUGAAUAGAGCACCAGCUGUAUACCUGGCCCUGGGGUCCAGAAACUUCAGUGCCCUCCGGAAGGAGAACAUAUAUGAGAACAACAAACUGGCCUUCCGUGUGGCUGAGGAGCAGCUGGGGAUCCCAGCCUUGCUGGACGCUGAGGACAUGGUGGCCCUGAAAGUGCCUGACCGGCUGAGCAUCCUGACCUACGUGUCCCAGUACUACAACUAUUUCCAGGGCCGCUCCCCCAUUGGGGGCAUGGCUGGGGUGAAGAGGCCCUCGUCAGACUCCGAAGAGGAACCUUCUGGGAAGGCCCCAUGCCAGCCGGCCAAGCUGCCCGCGCAUGCCCCAGCCCGGGGGCCACCACUCUCUCCUGCUAGGACAAACCCCGUGGUCCAGAGGAAGGACGGGGGCUCCGAGGCCCCGUCCCCGAAGACUGGCCCCGCGGUGGCAGGAAGCUCGGUCAGCAGCACCUGUGGGGUCUGCGGCAAGCACGUGCACCUGGUGCAGCGGCACCUGGCUGACGGGCGGCUGUACCACCGCAGCUGCUUCAGGUGCCAGCAGUGUUCCAACACACUGCACUCAGGGGCCUACCGAGCCACAGGGGAGCCGGGCGUCUUCGUCUGUACCAGCCACCUCCCCAGAGCUGCCUCUGCACAGCCCACGUUGCCAGGCCCAACCUCCAGACAAACGGGGGCCGUCCCUGGGCACGCCUGGCCCCCCAGUGCCCCACAGAAGGCCCAGGAGACAAAUGGGCUGAGAGAGGCAGCCCCAAAGGCCAGGCCAGUGGCCCAGGGGCCUGUAAUAGGCAAUGCGACUGCCAAAGGUUUUGUUCCCGCUACACGGGACCCUCCAGCCCCCUCCGCUCCCAUCCAUGGGAGGAGCCCAGCGGGGCCCAGGCUGUCCACGAGCCGAGUGACCUCCUCUGUGGACGGCAGAGUCAGCACAUGUGUGACCAACAGCUCCCCAGUGGGGUGGUCAUCUCCUGCUCAGGGUGCAGUGGCAGCCAGCUCGCGUCCUACUGUGUCCCCAAGUGCCCCGGACCUUCGUCCUGCCACACCGCAAGGCCGGGGAAGCCCCCAAGUGGCAUCAGCCCAGACCAAGCUGCUUUCGAGCUCAGGGUCCCCAGGCACAGCGGACGCUCCAGCCUGGACCCCCUCGGCCUCCAGGACCCAGCAGGCCCGGGAGAAGUUCCUCCAGACGCCAGUGUCCCCCAGCAGUGGCCCAGCAAGCAAGGGCCCCGCUGCAGCAGAUGCCUCUCCCUGCAGAGAGCAGGCCCUGAGCUUCCUCAGGAAGGCCCUCCCGGGGCUGGAGCAGGCUGGCACCCAGGCACCCAGCAGGCCGUCCCCAGUCACCACUCCUGCCUGCAAUCCCCAUCCCCAAACUGAAGGGCCACAAGCGAUUCCCGCAGCCCGAGCCUCACAUUCAGCGGCUCCCCAGGCUCGUAGCCCCCCUUCAAGGACGGAGCUGCCUCCCCCAUUGAGUGUGGGCAGCACGUCAAGGCCAUCGCCCCAGGCUGGCAGAAGGAACUUGACUGUAUCCUCUGGGGUCAGCUGGACAAGUGCUGUCUCUAGGCCGAAGCCGGAGGCCCCACCUGCAAAGGGCCCAGGUGCCAGCCCCCAGGAAGGCCAGGAGGACAGGCCAGAAGAAUGGAGGGCCCGCCUGAAGCCUGUGGACAAGAAGACCCCCGCUAGCAGGUCUUUGGAUCUGAGGGAGCCGCGGAUCCCGACAGAGCUGAGGGUGGGAGAGGCCCUCAGGAAGGUCUCAGGCGACUCCACUGGGGGUGUCUGCAUCACCCUGACCCCUGUGCGGCCUGAGGGGACACCAAGACCAGUCAGCCCCAGGUCUGGCAUCUCAGCCCCUCCCCCCUCCCCCACCCUCGUCCACCGCAGGAGACUGGCCAUCCCUGCCAAUCUUGAUGUUUCUGCUGACUGGCUGCAGUCGGAGCCCUCUGGGCAGGAAGCCCUGGCCGGGAGCUGGAAGGAGGAGAAGCCCCAUCCUGGGGGCAAACCAGGGAGGCCCUUGGGCCCGGCCGCUGUGCCCACUCAGCCCGGCAAGAAGGUGACCUCCCCCGUCAGGCUGCACCCUGACUACAUCCCCCAAGAGGAGAUCCAGAGGCAGGUGCAGGACAUCGAGAGGCAGCUGGACGCCCUGGAGCUCAGGGGCGUGGAGCUGGAGCAGCGUCUGCGGGCAGCAGAGGGAGAUGACACGGAGGACGGCCUCAUGGUGGACUGGUUCCAGCUCAUCCACGAGAAGCAGCUGCUGCUGAGGCUGGAGUCGGAGCUGAUGUACAAGUCCAAGGACCAGCGCCUGGAGGAGCAGCAGCUGGACCUCGAGGGUGAACUGCGACGGCUGAUGGCCAAGCCCGAGGCUCUGAAGUCACCCCAGGACCGGCAGCGGGAGCAGGAGCUGCUGAGCCAGUAUGUGAACACGGUGAAUGACCGCAGUGACAUCGUGGACUUCCUCGACGAGGACCGGCUCCGGGAGCAAGAGGAAGACCAGAUGCUACAGAACAUGAUCCAGAAGCUGGGUACCUCAGGUCUCCAGAGGAAAAAGUCCAAGUUCCGCUUUCCUAAGAUCUGGUCCCCUAAGAGCAAGACUGGUCACCCUGAGUGAGCUGCCCGGCAGGCCCAGACCUUGCAUCUAGGCUGGAGGAGGGACUGACUGGAGGGGCACUCUGGCCACAGGGCCUGUGCCUCCCUUUCCUCGUGCCUUCAAAAAAGAAACUAGAUGGGUGCAGUGGCGCAUGCCUGUCAUCCCAGAGACAUGGGAGGCUGAGGCAGGAGGAUCGCAAGUUCAAAACCAGCCUCAGCAAAAAGCGAGGCUCUAAGUAACUCAGGGAGACCCUGUCUCUAAUUAAAAUACAAAACAGGGCUGGGGAGGUGGCUCAGUGGUCGAGUGCCCCUGAGUUCAAUCCCUGGUACCAAAAAAAGAAACUGACGGAUGUCCCUGAUGUCCUCCUCCACAUUCCUUAGGUGAGCUGGGGGCCCAGCACCAGGCCCAGGGGCUCUACCUCAGUCCAGCUCUACCCAGAGGGGAUGAGCUCUGUGGCCUUGAGUAGCAGCUGACCCUCUCUGGGCCUUGCCUGCGCUCACUGAGAAGGGUGCUCUGCCUCCUGGCUGCAUGGAGAGGCUGGACAUGAACUUCGUGGGGGGGGGGGGCGCUGUGGAACUGAACUCAGAUGUGGCCCCCAGGAGACGUGCAUCUCAGUGGCCUGACAUCUGAGACCUUGGCUGUUCCAAACACUGGUGGCCGGGCCCAGGAAUGGAAGACCCCUGGGUAGGGCAGGGUGUGACUGGCCAAAGGAACCUCAGGACCACGGUCUGGGAGCUUAAAGAUGCCCAGUGUGGGCAGAGAGGCCAGAGGGAAGAGUCGGGAGGCAGACUGCCCGAGUGGUCACCAGGCCUGGGCCAGGUGCUCCAGCGUGGCCUGGUGCCCUGGGCCCUGGGCAUCUGGGAGCAGUUCUGAGCAGAGGCCCCGGAGCCUCUGUGUAUUAGGGGGAAGCAGGAGGGGCUUGGGCGGUGGGCUGACGGUGCAGCUGAGCCUCUGGGGCUCCCCAGACCAAUGUCCUUAGAUCUGACCCACCAGGGGACUUGUGGCAGUGUGGCAUCUUGGCCACCAGGGGGAGGCAGAGUGCCACGCAGCAGGGAUGGGGCAGCCUGGCGCACCCCCAAAGCGGCUCCAUUUUUCAGAUAAGGAAAUCGAGGCUCAGAGAGGUGAUACAGUGUCCUGAAGCUGCACAGCACAUUAUAUGCAGGCUGAGGACUAGAACCUGGGGUCAACCUCUGGGCUUCUGGACUGUGCCCUUGAGGGGCCGUGAGUGCUCCUGGGGGGUGAGUCAGGAGGGGAGCCAUGGGGCUUUUGUACAGGGAAGGCAAGGGUGUCCAGCUACUACCUUGGCCACCUGGGCUGGACCUGCUGGGGCCACACAGCUCCAAGGUUCCCCACAGGGCAAUACUCAGGAUCCAGCCAUCAGGGGACCCCAGGAGCAUCUGUGGGGUGCCUGGUGGCACUGGCUGGACACCCCAAUGCUCAAUAAAUGGGGCCCUGAAAGUCAAGUCCCCCAAGCACUGACCAGCACUGACCAGCAGGACAUAUACAUUGCUGCCUGCCAGGGGCCCGGCACCUGCAGCCCCAUGUGACACUGGCCAUUGGGAUGCAGAGUUAAGGUGCCCGACCUGGCCAGAUGCUAGGCUCUAGCAGCCACUGUUGGAGCAGUGAGGCCUGUGGGGCCCUGGGGUGGCCCCUUGGGGACGGGGUGGCGCUGGUUCACCCUGCUUGCCCCCAACUUGGAAGUGAACCGGCCCCCCCACAGCUGACCGGACAACUUGCCCUGCACCCCAGACUGGACUUGGGGCUUGGGCAAUCUCCAGAGGUGCCCCAGGGCCACCCUCUCCUGCCUGUGUACACAGGAGGCACUUAAUGUGUGCUCAGUCCUCUCUAUUCCCAGAGUGGCCUGGAACAGCAGUGUUCAUGCGUGGAUAUAGGGUGGGGGAUAAUUAGGGAGGGGCUGCCUCUGUCCCAACCCAGCCCUGUGUCCAUGGGUCCCCAGGCCUGCAGCCUCCAGGGGUCUGAGACAGAGGCUGGGUUGAAGGACAGUCCAGGCCUGGGCUCAGCCAGGUGGCCCAUCUUCCCAGGGCCCUGUGGGGACUCCAGCCUCACCCCUCUCCACUGCUCCCAGCUCCCUGGCCUCUGUGUUGCAGGCCCCUCUGCCUGAACCCCCAAGUCCCCCGUCCAGGUCCCUGUGCCCUCCUGGGAGAGGGGCCCUGGUCCCUCAGCCCCUGGAGCUCACCUGGCUUUGGCUGUUGUCCGGUCCCUCUCUCAGGUGGAGGUUCUUGAUGUCAGGGGUUGCCUGUCCCCGCACUGUGUGUGUGUCCCCUGCUCUAGUAUGGUGCCUGACCCCGAGCAGAGCUUGGCCGACAUCCCCUGGGGGGUGGGUGAAGGAGCGAGCAAACCAGGUUCCACCUGUGACGCAGGUUGUCCGCGCCCUGUGGCCUCCAGUUUGUCACCUGUGCACCAGCAAUGGAGACUGACACUGCCUGAACCCGACUCAGCGCCCUGGUGAGGGCUUGAGGUCCCUUGGGGGGCCUUCUGGGGUGUCCCAGAGCUGAGGGCCACACCUCUACUUGGGCCAGACCCCCACCCCCAGUCUCUGCAGCAGUGUGUGUAGGGCUCAGGGUGGGAGUUGAACCCACAGCCCACCCCUGUUCCUGAGGGCCAGGGCCUGGUCACCCACACCUCCAUGUAGGCCUGGGUGUCCUCAGGGGGGUCAGGAAGACCCCAAGGGACUCAGGGGCCGGGGAAUGUGGAGCAAGGUGUGGGAGUGGACACAGCUCUGGGUGGCCCCCUCCCCCUUCCCUGGAGAUUCCUAACCCUGCAGGAGGGGUACAGCCAGAGGACAGGGGCGGGGCGGGGCGGGGCCCUCUCACCACCGCACCUGGUCACCGCCUUCCAGGGCCCUGCUAGCAGAAGCCUUUGACCAGGUGCGGUGGUCAAAGCACAUCUGUCUGCUGGUCCACCUAGGGGUCUCCCCCGGGCUGGCCUUUCCGGAGGAAGCCCAGCCUGGAGUUUGGGGUUCUGCACUAACGAGGCCUCCCAGGCGGCCAGGAAGCCCUUGAUGAAGACGGAUAGAGCGAACGCGGCCCAUUAAAUUGUUAAUAAAGAAUAUCCCACACACACCUUCAUCCGCAGCCGUCCUGACACUUUAUAAAGCACAUUAGGAUGUAAUCCAAUUGAAACCGCAAUAUCGAGAACAUCUUAUCACAAAUUGAAAUUAUAUCAUAUUCCUCUUUUCUUAAAUUAAAAAGCUAAAACCUU
Marmota monax (woodchuck) is the source of this 7592-nucleotide messenger RNA. RefSeq names its product MICAL like 2 (gene Micall2). Lineage: Eukaryota; Metazoa; Chordata; Mammalia; Rodentia; Sciuridae. Bases 1740 to 4391 code for a protein of 883 amino acids. Gene Ontology annotation, molecular function: protein binding. The transcript has 19 exons. The record is from RefSeq and is a predicted model, not a curated record.